UAACAAUUCAGAAACACUUUAUUACUGUGAUCAUGUUCCCUAUUCAUAUUGAACAAUAUCCUGCCUCUUUCUAUCACCGCAGCCAACCUCAAUUCUCUUUGGACGAUUAUGUUCAACUCCAAUUGGUACUUGCUCAAGAACAAGCUCAACGUCAACAAGCUGCUGCUUUCAAGGCCUAUCAAAGACAGAAAAAAGAACAGCGUCGUCUCGAACGUGCUAUGUACAAGCUCCAGGUUAUGGCUGAAGUCCAACGUCGUCGGGAACAAGAAGAACUUGCUAUCCAAGCCUAUUAUGCUGCUAAGCGAGAACAACAACGUCAAAAAUGGCUUGUGCAACAGCAACAAGAGUACUUGCGUUGCAAACAAGCACAAGAAGAACAAAAAGCCUAUUAUCAAGCUCUUAUUGAAAAGCAGUUAGAACAAUAUCGCAUGCAUGCUUUGGAGCAACAAUUGAAAUCAAAUGAACUUAUGCAUCCCAGUCAUGUCAAGCAAUGCCCCUUUACUGAAGAAGAAGUCGAAUCUGAUGCCGAAUCUGAAUCUGAAACAGACGAAAAACUUAAAUCGCUUGUUAAGAUGAUCUUUGGUUAUGAAGAAGAACAAGAAUCCGAGGUCGAACAGGAAGAGCAAGAGCAAGAAGAACAAGAAACAUUUGAACAACCUGAAGAGCAGCAAAACAUGACAAUGGAUGAAUUAAUUGACUAUGUCUCCAAAAAAGCUCAAGAAUUAGACAACAGUGACCAUGAAGAAGAACAAGAAGAUACAAUGGACUUUGAACAUAUUGCUGAUGACGAGGCUGACUCUAUGGAUCAUGAAAUGAGCGAAAGCGAAGAAGUUCCUGUUCUUAUCGAUUCAAAUGGUUCUGUACAAGAUCUUGUAAAUGAAAUCCUUGAAGAAGCAAGCGACGACGAUGAAGAUGAAGAUGAAAUUUUCUCAGAAGACCCUGUCAAGGUUGCUAAACUUGAUGCCCUGAAUCGUAUUGAGCAAGAAUUAGAUGAAGUCCGACAGAAACAUGAAGAUCACAUACUCCGCGGUACUCUUAAAUUCCCUGAAAUUGAAGAAGGUCGCUCUACAUCUCCUGAAACCCUCAGUGCAACUUCUGCUGAAAACAAAGAAUUCCUUGGCUAUGAAGAUCAGAUCAUGAAAUUAUUACUCAAGCUCGAUACAAUUGACUCUGAAGGUGAUGAGGAGAUCCGUAACAAGCGCAAGUCAUUGGUCAAGCAAGCUGAGAGAAUGCUAGAAACACUUGAUGAAUUCAAGCAAAAAGAAUGGGAACGUAUUAGUUGCAGUAGCCAUAGCGAUAAUGGUGAAGACGACUUUUAGUUUUUAGUUAAAUAUAUGUCUUUGUAUAUAUAUAUAUAUAUAUAAACUUGCUUGUACAUAG
Molecule: messenger RNA, 1380 nt
Organism: Gilbertella persicaria
Lineage: Eukaryota; Fungi; Mucoromycota; Mucoromycetes; Mucorales; Choanephoraceae
Exons: 1
Coding region: 33-1319 (428 amino acids)
Molecular function (GO): protein-folding chaperone binding
Source: RefSeq, a predicted model, not a curated record